AUGAUGGGUUCACAUAUUGAAACACGGGUUGCUAUUGUCGCAGGGGCCACUUCUGGAAUGGGAGUUGAUCUCGCCAAGGACCUCUGCACAAAAGGAUGGAAGGUUGCUUGUGUAGGUCGGCGCCAGGAGGCCGGUGAAGCCCUCCUAAAAGACCUACCGCAAGACAGAGCGCAUUUCUUCGCCGCUGAUGUCUCCAACUACGAAGAAUACGCGAGUGUAUUCAGCAAAGUGUAUCACCUCUGGGGGCGUAUUGAUGCUUUAUGUGCCAAUGCCGGUAUUGUCGAUACAUCUUCUAUCUACAUCUACGACGCGAAGACCAACAGCAUCGACAACAUCCCGCCGGCACCGGACCUGUCUGUCGUGGAUAUCAACUACAAAGGCGUUGUGUAUGGGACCCAGCUGGCAAUCCAUUUCAUGCGCCAUAACCCGCAGCCUGGUGGUCGUAUUGUUGUCACGGGUAGUAUUGGCGCGAUCUUUCCCCACGAGUCGUAUCCGGUAUAUUGUGGCUCCAAGGCUGCGGUAAACCACUUUAUACGGGGUGUUGCCCCAUUGCUGAAGCAAAAGGAGAAUAUUUUCAUCAAUUGUGUCAUGCCGGGGAUUGUGAGCACGCCUAUUGUGCCACCCGAGAUGAUUGCCGCUGUCACGCCUGAAUGUCUCACCUCUGUGCAGACCAUUCUCAAAGGCUACGAAACCUUCCUAGAAGACUCGACCGGCCUGUCGGGUCAGCUGUUAGAGUGUUCAGCCGACAAGCUGAUCUACUACCAGAUGCCUGAACCUGGAAAUGGCCAUAUCACCAAGCGGGCUGUCACGGUCUGGGAGCCACUGUUUCGUAUCAUGCACGGGGAAGACUCUGGGCUUCCGGAUGCUAUUCCGUGA
Molecule: messenger RNA, 876 nt
Organism: Penicillium roqueforti
Lineage: Eukaryota; Fungi; Ascomycota; Eurotiomycetes; Eurotiales; Aspergillaceae
Product: SDR family oxidoreductase
Exons: 3
Coding region: 1-876 (291 amino acids)
Cellular component (GO): cytoplasm
Molecular function (GO): oxidoreductase activity, acting on the CH-OH group of donors, NAD or NADP as acceptor
Source: RefSeq, a predicted model, not a curated record